This is a messenger RNA of Haliotis rufescens (red abalone), 3849 nucleotides long. Its product is annotated as histone deacetylase complex subunit SAP130-like. NCBI's taxonomy places the organism in Eukaryota, Metazoa, Mollusca, Gastropoda, Lepetellida, Haliotidae. Gene Ontology annotation, cellular component: Sin3-type complex. Gene Ontology annotation, biological process: negative regulation of transcription by RNA polymerase II. The record is from RefSeq and is a predicted model, not a curated record. Bases 139 to 3006 code for a protein of 955 amino acids. The transcript has 19 exons.
UACAACUUGUAUACGCUCAGCUGCCAUGCUUGGUUUACGAGCGAAAUAUCAAACUGACAAGAACGUAUACGUACAUUUGGUCGUUAUCGUGCCCUUAUUUUUAUUCCCGUCGAGUGCUUAUGGUCAAGAAGGAAGGUGAUGAGUAGUGCUAAUUUCCCAGGCGGUGGGGGUGAAAGGCGAGGAGAGGACAAACCUGACAGUCUCCCUCCAGCUGCCACGCCCACUUUAAGUGGUACACCCUCCCACAUCCAAACCCAGCAACCCAUCAUGGACAUCAAGUUACAGACAAUUAGACCGAAGAUAAACCAGUCCGUGAAUCUUGGUCAUCCACACCAACAGGCGUUAUCAGCAAUGUUACCCACAGGUUUGGUGAGCACUCCAACUGAUGGGGUCCAUGGUCACAUCGCUACGACGCCUUCCAGUGGGCUGUCGGCGGGGUCACAUGGCCAGCUAUCUGCCGCAGUGUCCAAUCUUGUUCAUCUCAGUGCCUCAGUAGCCGGUGGCGCUACUCAGGCUCUAGGCAAUGCCCUCCCGUUGAACGUCAUUACAAGAACUGUCCCUCCACGACCACCGUUCGCUUCACACUUACCUAGAGGAGCAAUCGCCGCAGCGGCUUUGUCAAAGACAUCUGGCAACAUCGCUACCGCGGCCCCAGCUGUGGUGCGACCUCCGGUUCAGAUCCCAGUGUCAUCAAGUGCUAUCCACGGAGCAGGUGUUAUCCCCACCAUACAGCCCUCCCUAGGGAGGUCACCCAUACUCUCAGCCAUCAAACAGGCGACGCCCCCCUCCACACGGUCCCCCUCUCCUGCUGUCAACAUCUCGACCUCACAGCAACCCGAAACUCAUCGAUCAGGCUUUGCUAUUCAUGGCCAGCCCCCAACCAGCAACACGCAAAAUAUCCAGAUCACGUUGACGACGACGAGGUCCACAACGGCCAUUGAGAUUCCGAAGCCUGUCAACACCCACAGCCAACAGAAGCCUCUGAAUGUCCCCAACCCCAUGUCCAUACAAGCUCCAUCCAAAGUUAUUGUCUCGCAGACAGUGAACCCACUGCUGCCUCAUCUCGCUAAACCAGUGAGUCUGUCAAUGACAGGCCACAUAUCGUCAGCCAGUGCCAUGCCCCUCACGCCCGGCUCCAUCACAACCACUACAACUGUGGCGUCAACACCUUCAACAAUACCUAUAGCCAAAGUAACCCCUCAACGACAGCAACAAACCAUCCCACAGCCCAACAGUGUGUCCCAGUCGUCAUCAGCCCAAGAUCUUAGUCGAACAGAGGCCCCAACAUCAUCAUCCACCCACCCCCACGGGCAGCCAGCUGGGGGACUCUUCAUUCCACAGACUCAUCGUAUCCCAGCAACCACUGCACCAAUCACGACAGCAGUAGCAGCACCUUCUUCAACACCACAGCAACAGGACUCGCGGCUUGAGAACCGGACAGUGGGCAAUAUCCCCCAGCUGCCCCACCUGUUCUCCCAGACUGACCUGUGGCAGAGCUACCCGCUGCAGUACCAGCAGCUCGUGUACCAACAGGUGGCAGCACAGGCAGCACAGAACCCCCUCUCCACCCCCAUCACCACCCCCACCACCACCCCAGUCAGACCGGGCCCCGGAACACUCAUCUUCCCCCGACCGCAGGUGGAACAGUCAGUUCCAAGCCAGAACCCGAACCUGGCCGCGACGCUUCAGGCUCACGGUAUGACGAUGGGUCAGACCCAGACUCUGAGGUUCACCAACUCCAUGAUGGUGCAAGUGGACCCGCGCCAUCCCAUGUCCACCAUGCACACCCAGUUUGCCACUACGGCAGCCGCUGCCGCCGCCAUCACCAGUGGGGCUUCUCUACCUCAACAAGACAGUAAACCAACAAUCUCAGCCACGCUGUGUCGGACCCCGCCCCCCGCCUCCAUGCACGACGCCAGCCACAACAUGAGUCUGUCCACUGCAGCUACGGUCGCCAGCAGCAUCUACACCAGCUCCCCCAACAUGCAGACACAGUCGUCCUCCAUCAACAACCCCAGUGCCUCGCCGCGCCCAAGUAUUCUCAGAAAACGAACCAGCGAGGGUGCUGGCGUUGUUGUGAAGCGACCGAUUGGCUUGAUGCCAGACAAUCACAGCCCGAGACCCGAACCCUCUCAGCCUCAGUCCAAUACAAGCUCUCCAAAGACUCCAGCGGGUGACAACAACAGUCAGUCCUCAACAGACACUGCCUUGUCAUCCAACGAUGCGACGACGCCCACGCAGAACUCGCAUCUAGAUGUCAAGAUCAAGCAGGAACCGCCAGAUGCUAUGGAAAAUGGUCCAUCAUCUCUCAACAGCCUUGCAUCAUCCCCUGUCAGCAACUCCCUGGAGGCGUCGCCCAGGAAGAAACCAAGAAAACAGUUACUGAAUGCAACAGAAGAGCUGAAGGACAACACGUCCACGGACGAGGAAGUUGAGAAGGUCAGCGGCCAUAAAGACAUCAAGCCCAAGGAAAUCAAGGAAGAACAGAGAGAUGAGUUUGUUGACGACGAUGGGGUGCGGUGGACAUCAGAGAAAAAAAGACCGAACAUUAAUCUUCUUAAUUUCUACAAUAUCACGUGGAAACCGAAGAAUAAUCACUUUCAGAGAUUUACAGAUGUUAAACCUAAAGAGGAGAGGCGGCCCACAGUAAACGAGUUGUCCAACCAGAGAGGCAUUCACCAGAGAUCCAGUGGCUGGAAACUCUACCACAUGGCAUCGCAGCUAGAAAACCUGAAUGACCUGGAGAAGGACAUGUGUGCCCGCAUCAGCCAGCUCCAGGCAGCCCUGGCGCCAAGGGCACCUGCCAAACAAGCAAUUGUGGAAGACUAUGAUGGCAUCAUUCAUGAACUCUCACAGGCCAACAUCCAGAGAUGCCAGCUAAUUGGCGACCAGCUGGAAGAGGCACGAUCAUCCAUGCUGAAGAUUCUUGAACACAAACCUCGCAUACAGGAAAUCAUCAACAAACACAUGAGCAAACGACCAAUCAAAAAGAAGGAGAGGACGUAACACACAUGAAACACACAUGACGUGUGAUACGAGACUAUAUCUACCAAGUAUUAACCCUGUGACCACUGACUAUUACUGCAGGUCAAAGGUGUGAUGGUUAAUAACAUAAAGCAGCACUAUGUGGGUGUGUGAUACAAGACUGUGUGUCAACCCUUCACCUCGGGACUCCAAAACUGCAGGGCAAAGACAGAGAGGGUUAAUCAACUGAUGGCGAGUGGCAAUAUAUCAUUCAUUAUCAUCUGUCUACAAUUCUUCCAGCACCAUUGUCAUUUCCGGUCAAUAUGGUUUUCAGUGCUUGUUGGGCCAAGCUGUGUUCGUUUUAUUUGUCCUGAAUUAACAGGACUUUUUUUUGUUUAAAUCUGAUUGUUUUUCUGAGCAACUCUGAAAUAUGUUGACUGAAAUCAGGACCGUGUGAUUGAGAGACGAGGUAGCUGACAGUACAUUGCUACUUCUCCUUAGGAUGUCCUUGAUCAUGAUCACUGACACUUGGCAUCCUAUCCCAUGGGAGCUUGGAAUACUAGUGCUACAUCUAAUAUUAAUGGUCCAUAUGUAAAACGGUAAAGAAGAAUUGGUUCCUUGGAAGCUGAAACUCUUUUUCAAGACUUGGAUCAUGGAUUCGCCUACUUGACAUUUUAAGCAGCGAUAAAAAUAUGACUUUAUUUUUGUUUUCGCUGGUCGUAUAUGCUUUUUUACCCGAUGUCCAGGUAUUACACCUGAGAAUAAGUUUGAACUCCUGGUAGUGUAUAGGUUUUAAAUGGGAAUAAGAUGUCUGACUGAAGGAAUAGUUUGUAUUUGUUUACAGUAUAUCUUGUCCGGUAAAUAAAAUAUAACGAUUAGUUGUUA